This is a messenger RNA of Cryptococcus wingfieldii CBS 7118, 1767 nucleotides long. Its product is annotated as A/G-specific adenine glycosylase. Gene Ontology annotation, biological process: mismatch repair; base-excision repair. NCBI's taxonomy places the organism in Eukaryota, Fungi, Basidiomycota, Tremellomycetes, Tremellales, Cryptococcaceae. The coding region runs from base 1 to 1767 and encodes 588 amino acids. Gene Ontology annotation, molecular function: adenine/guanine mispair binding; 8-oxo-7,8-dihydroguanine DNA N-glycosylase activity; oxidized purine DNA binding. The record is from RefSeq and is a predicted model, not a curated record. Gene Ontology annotation, cellular component: nucleus. The transcript is spliced from 9 exons.
AUGCGUGUCCGGUCAAAAAGCCCCUCGGUAUACUCGAUCUCUUCUGACGAAGAGUCUGAUUUCGCCCCAAGCUCGCCUGAUGACAAGCCAUCUGCCAAACGUAAACGAGUUUCUACCUCUGCCUCGACUAAGGGCAAACCAAAGCCUGUCACUGUCAAAAGAAAAGUGCCAGCACCGAAAAAGGCGGGCGAAGUGGGCGAUAUUGAAGAUGCCGGAAAUGUGAUCCCGAGACGGCAUGCGAUGGAGUAUCAUGAUGUUCAUGAUAUCGUGGGUGGUCAGAGGGAUCUACUUGACUGGUUUGAAGGUGUUCGGGAGAAGAGAGGUAUGCCGUGGAGGAAGCGGUAUAAUCAUGAUCUGAGUAUGGAAGAGAAAGGACAACGGGCAUAUGAGGUAUUGAGCGAAAUCAUGCUUCAACAGACUCAGGUUACCACUGUGAUCGCCUAUUGGGAGAGAUGGGUAGCCAAGUGGCCCACCAUCGCCGACCUUGCCAAAGCCGAUAUCGAAGAAGUCAACGCAGCAUGGCGCGGCCUGGGCUACUAUCGUCGUGCCAAAUCACUCCUCACCGGUGCUCAAACCGUCAUGUCCGACCCUAGAUACCAAGGGAGAUUACCUGAUGAUCCGGCGGUGCUGGAGAAGGAUAUCGCUGGGGUGGGGCGGUAUACUGCUGGGGCUAUAUGUUCCAUGGCCUACGGCGUCCGAACACCUAUCGUUGACGGAAACAUCCACCGCCUUCUCACCCGCCUUCUCGCCAUCCACGCCCCACAAGCCGCUCCUCAGACUAUCAAACACCUCUGGGCCGCCGCCACCGAGCUUGUCUCGCUCUUACCAUCGGAGACGGAAGGAGUAGCGGGCGAUUGGAAUCAAGGGUUGAUGGAGCUCGGAAGCCAGGUUUGUAAACCCGUCUCGCCAGAGUGUGGCGGGUGCCCUGUGAAGACAGUUUGUAAAGCUUCUGCUGAGUUGAAAGCCCCGCUACCUCUUCCGUCAACAUCCAGCGAAUGUUCCCUCUGCCACCCCAUCCCCCAAGAGAAGGCUGAUUCCCAAAUAACAUCGGUCACAGUCUUCCCAAUGAAGAAGGAGAAGAAGGCGUCAAGGGUAGAGGAAGAGGAUGUCUGUGUACUUGAAUGGCGGGGACAAAGAGGCAAGAGAAGAUGGUUGUUUGUCAAACGGCCUGAUAAAGGCCUCCUAGCAGGUCUCUUCGAACCACCCACAACCCCCGUCUCUGCCGGCCUCUCAGCACCCGAACGGCUGCACGCAUCAAUCAUCACUCUUUCCGACUACCUCGACGUAUCCGAACCUCCCAACCUUUUUGAUGAUAUGAUGGAGGGGGCAAAAGAGAAGGGAAGUGUGGCGCACAUCUUUUCGCAUAUCAACAUGACGUACCAUAUCCAUCUUCUCACCCUUCCCUCGAGCUCGUCCUCCGAACCACCCGAUAUCCUCAGAACAGCCCCAAGACAAGCGUUUUGGUUGUCGGGAGAAGAAGUUGAGAGCGCGAAUGUUGGUACGGGCGUGAAGAAGGUGUGGGCGGAAGUGUAUGGGCGGUGGGGGAGUUUUGAAGAGUCUUCUUCUGGCGCUGCUGGGGCGGGGAAGGGGAAGAAGGUUGUGAAAAAGCAAAAGACGACGGCUGCUCCAAAGGGGAAAGGCGGAUGGCAGAAGGUGGCUAAAUCUGCCUUGAGCGAUGAAGAGGGUGAGAAUGGGAAAGUGGUGAAGAAGGUGAUGAUGCCGAUGAUGCCUGCUAAACGGAAAGCGGCCCGAGCGGAGGAAGAGUGA